Molecule: messenger RNA, 2387 nt
Organism: Condylura cristata (star-nosed mole)
Lineage: Eukaryota; Metazoa; Chordata; Mammalia; Eulipotyphla; Talpidae
Gene: RSPRY1
Product: ring finger and SPRY domain containing 1
Exons: 15
Coding region: 594-2324 (576 amino acids)
Cellular component (GO): cytoplasm
Molecular function (GO): ubiquitin-protein transferase activity; protein binding
Source: RefSeq, a predicted model, not a curated record
GCCUCGCGUCCAUCUUUACCGCUCUCUCGGACCUGUCACAAAGGAGUCGCGCCGCCGCCGCCGCCGCCGCCCCCUCCCUCAGGUGCGCCGGGGAGCCGGAGAAAGUCAGUGCCGCAGCCCUGCCGCGCUGCUCCGGGAAGCCCCUGGGAACGCGGAGCUGGGGGAGCCCGAGGGCUGGGGACGCCCGUGAGGGAGGGGGCCAGCCGCCCGCGUCUGCGGCUGGAGACCGGACUGGGGCCGCGGGAGGCUCCGGAAAAGGGGCGGGGAAGAGGAGGCUUCGGGCAGAGCCCGGGACGCAGCCGGAGGUGCUCCACCGAGGCCCACGCUGAAGGCGCCCGAAGAGGUUCCUGAAAGAGGGUGUUCCGCCUUUUGGGGGUCUUCGCCGGAGCAGGUUCUUGGGGUUGCCUUUCUGAGGAGGCCGCGGCCAGCGGGGCUCAGAACUGCCACUGGAUGACCAGGAUUUCCUGAAGCUGAUAAUGUCGGAAAUCAGCUCAGCCACUUUCUUUGGUAUUCAUUCAUUAGAAACAAAUAGGAUGCAAGUUCCUCAGCUCUGGAUUAUGAAGACAGAACUUGGAAAACUGAAAACUAUCUAAAUGAUUGUCUUUGGUUGGGCUGUGUUCUUAGCAAGCAGAAGCCUUGGCCAGGGUCUGCUAUUGACUCUUGAGGAACACAUUGCCCACUUCCUGGGAACUAGAGGUGCCACGGGCACCAUGGGGAAUUCCUGUAUCUGCCGAGAUGACAGCGGAGCAGAAGACAGCGCUGACACCCAGCAGCAACAGGCUGAGAGCAGUGCGGUGCCUGCCGCUGACACGAGGAGCCAACCCCGGGACCCUGUUCGGCCACCAAGAAGGGGCCGAGGACCACACGAACCGAGGAGAAAGAAACAAAAUGUAGAUGGGCUAGUGCUGGACACUCUGGCAGUCAUACGGACUCUUGUAGAUAAUGAUCAGGAACCUCCUUACUCAAUGAUUACAUUGCAUGAAAUGGCAGAAACAGAUGAAGGAUGGUUGGAUGUUGUCCAGUCUUUAAUUAGAGUUAUUCCGUUGGAAGAUCCAUUGGGACCAGCUGUUAUAACGUUGUUGCUAGAUGAAUGUCCAUUGCCCACUAAAGAUGCACUCCAGAAAUUAACCGAAAUUCUCAAUUUAAGUGGAGAAGUAGCUUGCCAGGACUCAGGACAUCCCGCUAAACACAGGAACACAUCUGCGGUGCUAGGCUGCUUGGCUGAGAAGCUUGCAGGUCCUGCAAGUAUAGGUUUGCUGAGCCCAGGAAUACUGGAAUACCUGCUACAGUGUCUGAAGUUACAGUCCCACCCCACAGUCAUGCUUUUUGCACUUAUCGCUCUGGAAAAGUUUGCACAGACAAGUGAAAAUAAACUGACUAUCUCUGAAUCCAGUAUUAGUGACCGACUCGUCACUUUGGAGUCCUGGGCUGAUGACCCUGAUUAUCUAAAACGUCAAGUUGGUUUCUGUGCCCAGUGGAGCUUAGACAAUCUCUUUUUAAAAGAAGGUAGGCAGCUCACCUAUGAGAAAGUGGACUUGAAUAGCAUUAGGGCCAUGCUGAAUAGCAACGACGUCAGCGAGUACCUGAAGAUCUCGCCUCAUGGCUUGGAGGCUCGUUGCGACGCCUCCUCUUUUGAGAGUGUGCGUUGCACCUUUUGUGUGGACGCUGGGGUGUGGUACUACGAAGUAACAGUGAUCACUUCUGGUGUCAUGCAGAUCGGUUGGGCCACGCGAGACAGCAAAUUUCUCAAUCAUGAAGGUUACGGCAUCGGGGACGAUGAAUACUCCUGUGCUUAUGACGGCUGCCGACAGCUGAUUUGGUAUAACGCCAGAAGUAAGCCUCACCUACACCCGUGCUGGAAAGAAGGUGAUACAGUGGGGUUUCUGUUAGACUUGAAUGAAAAGCAAAUGAUCUUCUUUUUAAAUGGCAACCAGCUGCCUCCUGAGAAGCAAGUCUUUUCAUCUACUGUAUCUGGAUUUUUUGCUGCAGCUAGUUUCAUGUCAUAUCAACAAUGUGAGUUCAAUUUUGGAGCAAAACCAUUCAAAUAUCCACCAUCUCUGAAAUUUAGCACUUUUAAUGACUACGCCUUCCUAACCGCUGACGAGAAAAUCAUUUUGCCGAGGCAUAGGCGUCUUGCUCUGUUGAAGCAAGUCAGCAUCCGGGAAAACUGCUGCUCCCUGUGUUGUGACGAGGUAGCAGACACACAGUUGAAGCCAUGUGGACACAGUGACCUGUGCAUGGAUUGUGCCUUGCAACUGGAGACCUGCCCACUGUGUCGUAAAGAAAUAGUGUCUAGAGUCAGACAGAUUUCUCAUAUUUCAUGACACAUGUGAAGAAGCAUCAUGGACUUAUUUCUACUCAAUUCCAGCCAAUCUUGAAAAGAAAAA